Paramacrobiotus metropolitanus is the source of this 594-nucleotide messenger RNA. RefSeq lists its product as uncharacterized. Bases 1 to 594 code for a protein of 197 amino acids. The record is from RefSeq and is a predicted model, not a curated record. The transcript has a single exon. Lineage: Eukaryota; Metazoa; Tardigrada; Eutardigrada; Parachela; Macrobiotidae.
AUGACCGCUGUAGCCGGCCAGUUACUGAAUCGCACGGUUAAAUACCACAUUGAACGGAUUGUCAUGCGGGUGGCCGACAUUCCGAAGAACACCCAAAGUACUGUAGUGACCAAUCUGCAGAUUGGUCAAAUUCCUAAGGUGGUAUUCAUUGGUUUCCUGGACAGCGAAGAUUUUCACGGCAAUUACCAGAAAAAUCCAUUUAAUUUUCACCAUUUCGACGUACGGCAAAUAAGUGUGGAAGUGGAUGGACAAAGUUAUCCGACCAAACCAUACAAUGCUGAUUUUGCGAAAAAUCAGUCAUUGGAAUGUUACGAUGGGUUGCUGGAUGCACUGGGCGCAAAAAACCAUCCCACCGGAUGCUGGUCGGUCAAUCGUAAUGGCUAUAACGAAGGAUACGCUAUUUUUGGUUUUGAUUUGACACCUGGUCAUACGGGGCGUGGACCGUUGACUUUAAUCAAACAGGGAAAUUUAAGUGUGUCGGUGACCUUUGCAAAGUCACAUGCUAAAUCGCUGAUGAUGGUGUGCAUGAUGGUGUUUGAUAGUAUUAUUGAGUUUAACCAGCAUCGUCAACUGAUUGCGGACUUCUCAACAUGA